GAACCGGAACCGCCAUGGCCGGCACCGGCACCGGCACCGGGCCCGCGCUGGAAACCAUCCAGGCGGAUGGGACAGACGGGGACUGCGUCACGUUCGUGCUGCACGACGAGGAUCACACCCUGGGCAACUCCCUGCGCUACAUGGUCAUGAAGAACCCUGACGUGGAGUUCUGUGGUUACUGUAUCACACACCCCUCAGAAAGCAAGAUCAACUUCAGGAUCCAGACCAGAGGAGCCCUUCCUGCUGUGGAGCCAUUCCGGAAAGGGCUGAAUGACUUGAUGGGUGUUUGCCAACACGUGCUCAACACCUUUGAGAGGAGCAUGAAGGAGUUCAGGGCACAGAAGGAGGAGGAGAUGCAGUAGCCUUUGGGAGUGGCAGGGAUGCCCAUGGAUGUGUAACCUCUGUGUGUGGAAUUCCCUGUGUCCAAAUGAGGGUUUUUGUUGUUGUUGUUGUUGUUUUUAUUUUUUUAUGACUUUGCUGCAAAAUGUAUAUUCUUGAAUAAUAAAGUUUAUUAUUUUAGAUGCUGCA
This is a messenger RNA of Cinclus cinclus, 528 nucleotides long. RefSeq names its product DNA-directed RNA polymerases I and III subunit RPAC2-like. Gene Ontology annotation, cellular component: RNA polymerase I complex; RNA polymerase III complex. Bases 15 to 362 code for a protein of 115 amino acids. The record is from RefSeq and is a predicted model, not a curated record. Gene Ontology annotation, biological process: DNA-templated transcription. The transcript has 5 exons. NCBI's taxonomy places the organism in Eukaryota, Metazoa, Chordata, Aves, Passeriformes, Cinclidae. Gene Ontology annotation, molecular function: protein dimerization activity; DNA-directed RNA polymerase activity; DNA binding.